AUGGUGGAGGUGCAGCUGGAGGUGCAGUACAAGUACCCCAUGCUGCUGAUAGCUUUCAGUGCCUGCACAACAGUGCUCGUGGCAGUUCAUCUUUUCGCCCUUCUCAUCAGCACCUGCAUUCUGCCUAACGUGGAAGCAGUGAGCAACAUCCACAACCUGAACUCCAUCAGUGAGUCCCCGCAUGAGCGCAUGCAUCCCUACAUCGAGCUGGCGUGGGGCUUCUCCACUGUCCUGGGGAUCCUCCUUUUCCUUGCGGAAGUCGUGCUUCUGUGCUGGAUAAAAUUUCUGCCUGUGGGCUCUAUCCUGAAGAACGAGACCACCAACGCCGAGAAGCCCAGCGGCCAUGCGGGUUGGCAGUCAGCACUGGUCUCCACCAUCAUCAUGGUUCCAGUGGGGCUGAUUUUUGUCGUCUUCACCAUUCACUUCUACCGCUCUUUGGUGCGGCACAAAACGGAGCGCCACAACCGAGAGAUCGAAGAGCUUCACAAACUGAAAGUGCAGUUAGACGGGCAUGACAGAGGCAUGCAGGUAGUGUGACAGAGGCGCAGAGGCUGCUUCCAGCAAAUCCACUCAGCUAAGGCUAAGAGGAAAAUACCUGUUUUGCUAGUUGGUGAGACACACCAGUGAUGGAUUGUCUUGAGGCUUAACUAUGUUAAAUGCUAAUUGCCUGCCGUAUAUAGCUGUGGGUUGUAGUGCUGUUGCAGAUGCUGGGGUCUCUGGCCUGUUCCUGGUCCUACACACUUGUGUACUUAAGUCGACACUGCCAUGGAGUUCAAGUCAAAACUUUAUCUACCUUACCAUUGCUUCAGGUAGCCAAAAAUCUUUAUUUUUCACAAAUGCAAUAUUCUGUUGCCAAAAUCAAAACUGCAUCAGCAGUCCAAAAAGCCAGUUUGUGUGUAGGACCUGUCUUAUGCGUCAGAACUCCCUGGCUGUCAGUGCAGCAGCAAUUAACUGGCAGCUUGUUUCUAGAGCUGAGCAGGUUAAUGUGGGUAUCUGCAGCUGACAUGAGGACAUCCAGGAAAGCACAAUAGAAACUGUGAGUGUUGAUCACCUUUGUUCCAAAGCAAGUAUUCCAUAAAUACAUCCAGAAAGAAAUCA
Messenger RNA from Tyto alba (common barn owl), 1098 nucleotides. RefSeq names its product protein orai-2-like. The record is from RefSeq and is a predicted model, not a curated record. Gene Ontology annotation, cellular component: membrane. Gene Ontology annotation, biological process: store-operated calcium entry. Lineage: Eukaryota; Metazoa; Chordata; Aves; Strigiformes; Tytonidae. Gene Ontology annotation, molecular function: store-operated calcium channel activity.